GGAUGAGUGUGUGUAGGGGGAGGAAUUCUCCAUUCAUGUUUUCGUUGCAUCCAGCUGCGAGCCAUCGCACUGUUGGGAACAAGCUCCCCCCUUCUCGAAAGACUAGUCACGAGGGCCAGCGAGCCUCGCUCUGGCCAUCACACUCUGUAUCGGGGAUCUUCACCAGCUUCAGAUGUACCGUAAAGUUGUCACCUCACCUCCACUGCCGUGAUUCCAUUGGAUGUAAGAUGUUGACGAACGGGCCAAUGGCCCCCUGCCACACACACACACUCCCACACUCUCCAUCACCACAGCUUCGCCGGCGGCUCCAGUCGUGGAGGUCGCUGCGCGGAUACAACAAAUGCAAGGCCUAUGCUAGUUGUUGUGAGUCGGGGCCCACCCCAUGUCCAUCGAUAGUCAGAAGCCACCCAACAAGCACCGUGGUGAGCCGCUGAUGCUGACAAAGUGUGAAAACUGUGUUGUGUAAAACAAACAAACAAAAGCUAUAAAGCGGAAUAAUCGAAUAUAAAGCUCGGACAGUGUUUCAAGGUAAAAUGAGUCUUUUGACAUGCGUUUGAAACAAAUAUUCUAGGACAGAUUUCAGAAAGAUAAAACAAACAAAAAGCAAUUCUGAAGUUUUACAGCUUUUCGAAAAAAAGGUCUGGAGGAAUUGCAGAGAGGUUAUCGAUUCUCAUUGGUUUCAGUGGAAUGAUAUCCUGCGUGGUUGUUGUAUCCUGUACUUUUUAAAACUGUUCUCCAUUCAGAGAUCUUCGAAUAGAAGGAGCGCACAGUUCUUUAGAAAACGAAAUAGGAACAUCCGGCAAGCUGCUUCUCAACCGUUGGUGUUUUUCUUGGUGGACAAACAGGUUCAGAGGGCUGAUCACGUGACCACAAACAAGUGAUAGCACUCGCAUCUGCUAUUUUAUCGGCGCACCUGUGAGGACUGUAUUGAAACAAACUUUACAACGAUUUAAAUGUGAAUGGUGGCAGAUGAACGCCUGAUGUGAACUGCAACCAGGAAGCAGAGAGUUGUCUGGCUGUGUGUGUGUUUAAUGUAAUAACUGCGAGAUGGCGGUGACGUCACCACACUGGUGCAGGUGGUAGCAGCUGGGUCGAUUCUCGCUCAGUCACCGACGAGUUUCACAAGACUUCGUUAGUUAAACGCGUUCAGAAGACUGAAAGUUUACCUUACAGCAGGACACGUGUUCUUGGCUUCUCGUCAGUGGUCGCUAUGGGAGACGGAUUCUCAGUUCAGGACGAUGAGAGGGACCUCCUCGAUGACUACAAUUACACUCUAGACGAGUUCAUCAACGAGACACACAGCAUGUAUGACUUCUACAAGGUGCCGCAGCUGGUUCUGGUCUCAACUCUCCUGGUGUUCAUCGUAGUCGGCAACUGCUGCGUGCUGGCCGCCAUCCAGUUGUCUGACAACGGCCGCAAGACUCGCAUGAAUUUUUUCAUCACGCACCUUGCCAUAGCAGACCUGUUGGUCGGAGUGAUCUGUGUACUCACUGACCUCUUGUCCAAGAUCACCGUCGAGUGGUAUGCCGGGAACGUCAUGUGUAAAAUCAUCCAGUACCUCCAGGCCGCCGUGACCUACGUCUCCACCUACGUCCUCGUCUCUCUGAGUCUGGAUCGUUAUGACGCCGUGGCUCGACCUAUGAACUUCUCCAGAAGCCAGUACCAGGCCCGAGUCCUCAUCUGGCUGUCCUGGGUCUCAGCCCUGCUCUUCGCCCUGCCAGCCCUCUUCCUCUACAGCGUGGAGCAACAGGAGGACAAGCAUCAGUGCUGGAUCGACUUUCCCUUAUUCUGGCACUGGAAGCUGUUCUUUACCCUCGUUGCUGUGGUAACGUUCGUGUUACCUGCCAUUAUCAUCGCUUCCUGUUACAUCGCAAUCAUCCUCGUCAUCUGGACGAAGGGGCAUAACUCUCGAGAUUCGUCUUUGGAACAGGCGGCACUCAACGGAAGGCAAAGUAGGAAGAACAGCUCUGUGGGGUCAAAUGAGCGGCAGUGGACAACCCUGGGAGGUCAGCGCCAUGACACGGCAAGAGGCAUCAUACCCCAAGCCAAAAUUCGAACUGUGAAGAUGACCCUCAUCAUUGUGAUAGUUUUCAUCCUCUGUUGGAGUCCCUUCUUCCUGUACAACCUUCUGGAGCUGUAUGAGGCCAUUCCACAGAACGAUCGCAUGUCGACUUUCAUUCAGAGCGCAGCGCCCCUCAACUCUGCGGCGAACCCCAUCAUCUAUGGCAUCUUCAGCACUCGCAUCUGCCGCAAUCUCAGACGGCUGCCAGCGGUGGCCUACCUGCUGGAUGCCAUGUGUAGGUGCAGGCACGCAGCCCGGAAAGACUACUCUGCUGGCAACACCCGAGGUACUACAGCUUCGCUCACAGACCAGACCCUCUCCACGCUCGAUCCUCACCAUAAACGCAUCCACAGCGAGGCUCUCGCCGCGUCGCCCGGCUCUCUGGCCACCCGCCGUCCGUCCGGGCUCCCAGUCGUGCGCCGCCAACUGACGGAGAAAGAGCAGCAACUCCUGAAGCGCGUCACUGCGGGACGUCAGCAGUUAUGUCCCUUGAUUACCGUCGAGGAGCCUUCGCAUGUCGAUGGCUUUCUACCCGACAAGAAGAACAUUAAGAGGGGACAGGGCAAAAAAAUAGAACCAGAUGAUAUCAGUCAGAUACACACUAUGAUAAUAGAGAGCGAUGACAUCACCGAAGGCCUGUAAUUUGAUUAGAUACUGUCUUUUUUCUCCCCAGGGAGGAAAAAAGGAAAUGAUUAUGAGUUGUGUAAUUUAAAAAAAAAAGCAACCUACGUUUCUACAUCCCUGAAAAAUAUAUAAAUAUUGUUUACUCCUUCUGUUAAGGCGCCUUUUACAAAGAACUCUAAAGCAGCCUUGUUUUGGUGACAACUCUAAGGUCGGUUAAAACAGUUUUACUAUCGUUUAUCUGAGAAUACUUGCAGCUCACUAUAACUACUUAUCAACAGUUGACCUACCAUGGCUCUUCAAACUUCAUAUCGCUCUUUUCAUCCUCGUCUCAAUCAGCCCUUUGUCUGAGUUAUUGAUCUAUAGGAACGUAUUCUGGCGUCAGAUUCUAAUUGACAUGUGUGUCAUAUUAAUUCAUUGGAAUAACCAGAACUGAAACUCAGCAUUCAAGAAGAAAACUUCUCUCACUGUUGUGUCCUCUGCUGCAAGUCUGCCCAUCUGUGCAUGAAACCGCGGACGUGUACAGGUUUGUGAUGAAACCUUGAGACAACAGAUCUGCACCGAAAGGACACCAGGAGGAAGAUUCGAACUCAUGACCUACGAUCUUGGUGACAGUUGCGUCGUGUCGGUGAUAAUUUUAACAUGAAUGGUCAAGACUGAGGAAAGAUUGGAUUGCACUAACGAAAACAGUUAUGCACGUUCUGGAGCGCGAGAUUAGUAAUCAUCAUGUCUGAUUGUCUUAAGCAGCUCUUUUUUGAAAGAAAAGAAAGCUCCGAGUGAGAAUAUCAGACUCGCAUCACUGAGCUGGCUCAAACUCGAGGUCGAGACCGUGUACGUCUCCGACACGUCAUGGCGUGAGUUGGGUUCAUGACCGCGGACGCGCAGUUGAACAAGACGAAACGUACAAUUUCAGCUAUCUCACAAAGAUAUUUUUUGAGCUAGUAUAGAUACUAGUUCGCUACCUCUUUUUCUCGAUUCAUUUUUAUAACCGUUAUGCUCUGCUUAAGUGUGGAAGUCGAAAUGAGCACGAUACUAGUGUUUUGAAGUGUUUACAUUCCUGAUAUUUAAUCUUUUGCUUAAGUACAAGAAACGUAGUUGAUCUGUUUAUAUUCUUUGGCCGAAAGAGCUGACAUACUCUAAUGACGACGCAUGGCAGCUGGUCAAGAUGUUCUGUCGGCCAUGCAGUUUAAGUGGUUACAUCUGAGAUUAUUUAGCCGCUCAUCUCAAUGCGUCUCGUUCAACUAGUCGAAGCAUUUAAGCUUGCUUUUGUACAUAUAGUCACCAUGUGAAUAAGUAUCUUCAAAGGCAAGAUGGAUUUUUUUUUUAAAUGGCUAGGACUUGUCUGAGUACACUAUUAUUUUGUGAUCCUGGUCUAGCGAUUGAAACAUUGAAACGUUCUUCAUAAUGCAUGUUAGCAACUUAUGCUUUUACCUUGCAUUUAAGUGUUUUCUGGAACAGUGUUUGUUAACGAAAUCCCCCAUGACUAACCGCAGCAUUAUUUUAUUUAUUCGAAGUCUGCAAGUGUUAAUGUAAUAGUAUUGUAUUCUUCGUGUCAGUGUAUUGCUAAAAUUAUUAUCGCCGAUCAUGUGACCUAAGAACAGAAAAUUUUGGAAAACUUGGUGUGAAAGUAAAAAAAAGAAAAGAAGUUGAUAGCUCUCUUUGCAAAUUACAGAGUGAUGAGAAAUGGUAAAGUCUACAACUCGCUUCCAGCAGUUAAUUUUCGUAGAAAAGGAUUUCUGGUGUGUCCAUAUUCGAAAUGGCAGACAAUAUACAAUGAAAAUAUACGUUUACAUCCAUAUUCAGUGCAGAUGCAGUGGCUGUCAAAAGAGAUACAAAAUGAGGACUGUGCUUCCCUCAUUUUCUUUGGUGCAGCUCUCGAACAAGCGUCACCCCUCCGAUUCCCAAGGAUCUUCACGGAGAUGACAGAAUAUUCAGGGGAAGCUACUACGUUUUCCUGCUGGAUACAUGCGGACGUCUUGUCGCCCUUGGUUUCUGUGUAUUGCUUGGGUGUCGUUGACACUGCUGCACCACACAGGAUGACACGACUCAAAAAUGACUUUGUGAUUUAAAAACACAGAGUGGACUGUGUGACAGAUCGAACUGUGUAAUUUAAAAACACAUAGUAGAUUAUGAAGAUUAAUUAAAUGCGUGUGGUGAAUUUGUGCAGCUUUAAAAAAAAUCCAAACCCGUGAUUCUAAGAAUCUCGCCUUACAUUUCUUCUCUAAUGUGAUCAUGUCUAACAGCUUGCUGUAAAGUUGAUGUUCAUCGUACUUUAUCCAUUAAAAGGACGAAUGUCAAGUUCUUUUGCAUGCGUACAGCUUAUAAGGAGAGGGUAUGGGGGUCAUCAGCCUCCCAGCCCCACCUACCGCUGCUGAUAUCAAGAUCGUCUUUUUUUUUUUUUUUUUUAAAAAAAGAUUGAGGAUUGAUAUCUUCUGCAAAAGAGCGGCUUUACGUGGAAUUUGACGUUCUUUUGUUUCCUGUGUAAAGUGAUUUGUUGUCAGUAAUUAAUCUCGAGAUUCUCGUAAUGUCUCGUUGAGAAUGAGAAUUUACGUUUUCCUGAAAAUGCGUUGCUUUACCGAGGUAUCAACUCUUCCUGAUUUGUUCUCAUAAAGCAAAUCUCUGAACUUAUGAUCAUUUAAACCAUGUGUGUGACCCAAUCGACUUCGGCUUAAUAUUUUCUGCUUUUGUUCAGUUUUUUUUUUUUUAACAAAAAAAAAAAAGCUCUGGUCCUGUUAUCUAGUGGAAAUCUGCUCUAAGACUUUUUCUUAGUUUGUUCCCAGGCCCCAGGCAAGUCGUUGAACAAACGUAUAUCUGGCUUGUAGUAGCACUCUGUCAGUCUGACGUUAAAUUGUCAGGGUUAUCGAUGAUCUUGUAGUUGCGAGACGCCAUGCUCAUCAAACAAGCA
Messenger RNA from Pomacea canaliculata, 5588 nucleotides. Its product is annotated as cardioacceleratory peptide receptor-like. Gene Ontology annotation, cellular component: membrane. The transcript has 9 exons. NCBI's taxonomy places the organism in Eukaryota, Metazoa, Mollusca, Gastropoda, Architaenioglossa, Ampullariidae. Gene Ontology annotation, molecular function: vasopressin receptor activity. The record is from RefSeq and is a predicted model, not a curated record. Bases 1211 to 2704 code for a protein of 497 amino acids. Gene Ontology annotation, biological process: G protein-coupled receptor signaling pathway.